Molecule: messenger RNA, 3009 nt
Organism: Monosiga brevicollis MX1
Lineage: Eukaryota; Choanoflagellata; Craspedida; Salpingoecidae
Exons: 9
Coding region: 1-3009 (1002 amino acids)
Biological process (GO): intracellular signal transduction; cGMP biosynthetic process; protein phosphorylation
Molecular function (GO): peptide receptor activity; guanylate cyclase activity; protein kinase activity
Source: RefSeq, a predicted model, not a curated record
AUGGCAGCCCGUCAAGUAUGCCUUGGCGUGCUCGCCGCAACCCUGGCAAUGGCGAUGGCGACAUCCACCUAUCGUAUCGGUGUCGUGCAUAACAGCUACCAAUCAGUUGCUGAACUCGAUAUGAAAGCCACCUUCGAAUCCCUCGGCAUCAACUACACCUUUGUCGUUGGAACCAUGGGCGAGCUUCGCGAGGCUGUUCGCCUCAGUGAGGUCGACUUGAUUUACAGCCAACCCGAUCUCCUGACAUGCUUGGACACCGAGUAUGACGUUCGUCUCCUGGGCACCGUCUCUCGGAUUGAGCGAGUUGGUGAAAGCCUGAGCGUGGCUGGCGGAGUCAUCUUCACUCGCUUCGAUGAUCACAUCUCCCAUGUCACAGACAUUACAGAUCACGUGAUUGGCGCCGUUAGCCCCGAUUCCCUCUUUGGCUACAUGGCCCAGCGUCGAGAGUUGCUUGAUCAAGGCAUUCAGCUCCUGCGAGUGGCCAAAGCCGAAGAGCUCUCGCUCGUGGUUGAUAAUUCAAGCGGUUGGAGUUGCGGUGAGCUAGCCAGUGAUCUCUCUGGCUUGACUUGCCCCGAUGGCUACAAAAUGACCGCCAACACGACCUGCGGUGUCGAGGCCGGCUUUGUCUGUCCUGAGCGCGCCAACGUCACCUAUCUUUGCGCGUGCAAUCCCUGUGAGCCCAUCUGCGGAAAGAAUGAGGUUUUCGCCUCAGAUGGCUCCUGUGACUGCCAAUCGGGAACAAUCAGAAUAGGUUCUUCUUGUCAAAGCGUGGGUUUGGCUAUUGCCCAAGUCGUUGCGCCUAUCUUGGUGGCUCUGCUCAUCCUCAUUCUCUACUGCGCCCACCGCCAACGCCGCAAAGCCGACGGCAUCUGGCAAAUCAAAGCAGAUGCUCUCAUCUUUGACAACCCCCCUGAUGUGCUUGGUGCCGGCUCUUUUGGCGUCGUUUUGGCUGCCAAGUAUCGUGGCGAGCGAGUCGCCGUCAAGCGUGCCUUUGCACAUAGCCGAAGCCGCGGCAAGUCCAAAGCGACUCAAUCACGCUUCAAGCGCACAGCCACCUCGGGUUACUCGGAGACAUUUGCUACAAUGCAGGCCCGUGAUCGGGCAGUCAAGGCCCGCCUUCGAGAUUUUUUCGUCGAUGCAGAAGCCAACGCCCACAACAGCUCUCGCGCUGUGGGUAAAGCAAGUCAAAUUGGUUCCGAAAGCAACUCACGCCCACAAGUGCCAUGGUACACUCGUAUUUUUCACCCCACGGCGGGCACGCGCGCACGUAACCAGCUGAUUCAAGAGAUGCGCACCCUGAGUCGCCUGCAACAUCCCAACAUCACGCAAAUGCGUGGUGCCGUCAUGGAGUCAGGAAUGGAGCCGCUGAUGGUGCUUGAGUACAUGGAAAUGGGCUCACUCUACUCGAUGUUGCACAACGAGGCCAUGAGCUUUGACGACGACUUCCGUUAUGACGCCGUAUUCGACAUCAUCAGUGGAAUGCGCUAUCUGCACAGCAGCGAGUUUACUCACGGUGACCUCAAAGCCAUGAACUGUCUAGUGAACGCCAAAUUUCAAAUCAAAGUAGCAGACUUUGGCAUGGCAGCUCGUGUGAGCAGUCGGGGUCAGCGGGGCGGUACCUUGGCUUGGAUGGCUCCUGAGGUUCUGAUGGGAGGAGUCAUUACACAAGCCAGCGAUGUGUACAGUUUUGGUGUGACGAUGUUUGAGAUUUUCUCUCGGGAAGACCCGUAUGAUGAGGCUGGACUAGACUCGCAAACGCUUGCCCAGCACAUCAUUCGCCGCAAACUACGUCCUGGCAUUCCAGAGAACAUGCCUCCCGAGUUCUCGGUGCUCAUGAACGAGUGCCUUUUGGCCGACCCCGAUACUCGCCCCACCUUCAUUGAGCUGCUGCGUCGUACCGAGCCACUCGAGGGCAAGAUGAAGGCCAGUUCGCGUAAGGGCAACCCGGCCUUCCAGGACAACGCCUUACUGGAGCAAGUCUUCCCCAAACACAUUGCAGCUGCCCUGCGCGAGGGUCGGCCCAUCGAGCCGGAGCACCAUGCCGAGGUGACCAUCUUCUUCUCGGACAUUUGUGGCUUUACGGACAUGAGCGCUACGCUGGAGCCGGUGCAGGUGUCCAACAUGCUGGAUCGCCUGUACACAAAGUUUGAUAAGCUGUGCGACCAGCACGGGCUGUACAAGAUUGAGACGAUUGGGGACGCGUACAUGUGCGUGGGCAACCUGUUUACGCCUCAGCCGGAUCACGCGGCGCGUGUGGCGCGGUUUGCGAUGGAUGCGAUGGAAGCCGCCAAUGCGAUUCCGAUUCUGGAGGACGAGCCGGAUGGUGCCCACAUUGACAUUCGUGUGGGCUUCCACAGCGGACCUGUUGUGAGCAACGUGGUGGGGACGUUGACGCCGCGAUUCUGUCUGUUUGGAUCGACAGUGAAUUGUGCAUCGCGGAUGGAGAGCAACAGCGUGCGGAACUGCAUUCACAUGUCGCCGGAGGCGGCAGCGCUGGUGCAGAAGCAAGAUGUGUCGCUGAAUGUGAUUCGUCGUGACCCGAUGGUGACGAUCAAGGGCCUGGGCAAGAUGCAGACGUACUGGCUCAAUAAGGAGCCCAAGGCCGACGAUGUGGAAGCGUCUGCACUUGAGCCACCGCGUCGCAAGCGCCUGAGUAGCACUGCGUCCAUUCGUACGGCACGCAUUUCUGGCGUGUCUCACCAACAUCAUCUGACUGAGAGUGCGUCGAAGCGCGCCUCAAUGGACGCCGACCUGAUCCUUGGGUCACAGGCAAAGAAUGUGCCUCAGCGGGCUCGCGUGAUGUUUGACGAUGUGGCGAUUGAUAUGGUGCCCGUCAAUGCGAUGGAAGCGGCAUCCCCUGAUAAAGCCGAAGAGCGUGCUGACACCCCACAGACUUCCAACACGGAUAUUGACACGGCCACGGACUUGGGCGAUGUACCGAUGCCCGAUGCCAACGGAACUACUGACGAUCACGGAACGGGCAAGACGGUGGCUGACAGCGUCGUCUGA